This is a messenger RNA of Suillus fuscotomentosus, 3708 nucleotides long. RefSeq lists its product as uncharacterized. The transcript is spliced from 10 exons. Gene Ontology annotation, molecular function: protein binding. Lineage: Eukaryota; Fungi; Basidiomycota; Agaricomycetes; Boletales; Suillaceae. The record is from RefSeq and is a predicted model, not a curated record. Bases 84 to 3452 code for a protein of 1122 amino acids.
GAGACGCCCAUUUCCUUCUCACACCAUUAUUCAGUGUACCCCACCGUUUCUCUCACACCGAUCCAAAACUACAGUCACUCACGAUGAGUGAAGACCAUAGACCAGAUAUCGAUCCUCCUCCAGGAGUCUCCAGAUCCAGUCAGGCAAACGUUGUUGAAAGCUCGAACCAAUCCCGUGGAGGAUUGUGUCAGUCACUGCGGAAAUUGAAGAAUGGGUUAACCAAAAAACUUCCUAAACGCUCUACGCGAACACGCAACCGCACCACUGCGGUCCAGAACGUCGAAAGUGAAGGGGCUUCAUCUAGUCAGAAAGUUGAGGACACGCUGCAUCUUCAUACUUCCAAUGACAACAAGCAUCCCACCACAUCUGAGAUUCUCAGUGACUCCGUGAACCAAGGGUUGUCUGGUGAACCUGCUUCACAGGCCGCUCCUUCUGACAAGGACAAGGGACCUGAUCCCCAAUUAGUUGACGCUGAACUUCAGGGUGCCUAUGAUGGUACACAAAACAUGAAAUUACUCGGAAAACAUGCGAUUUCUAUGGCAUCCGCCGCCGACAAUGCCCCAGCGGGUCUUGCUGCUGCGGAUAAUUUUGAGAUGAGGUAUCUCCAGCCGCUAAUGAUUAUCGACGGUGUCCUUGAGAAGAUCGCGGAUAUACAUCCGUACGCAAAGAUGGUGCUGGGUGUGCUAUCUGCUGCAUCUAAAAUUAUAGUCGCUCAAGCAGAGCGCGACAAAUGUAUCUAUAGUCUUCUCAAGAAACUGGCUGAAGUUUACCGCUUCAUGACUCAAGAUGACAGUCUCAGUAAAAUCGAAUCGAUGCGCGGUAUCGUUGGAAAGAUCGUUCAGCAGACUCUUGAGUGCGCGCGUUUCAUCAGGGACUACUCGGAGACAAAGAACUUCUGGAAGAGACUCGGGAAAAACGUUCUCUCGGAAACUGAUGACGUCGUCAAACGGUACAGCGACACUUUGGACGACCUUGUACAACAAUUCCGGGACCAAGUUGAUCGGGACGUGGCCGUCUUCGUCCAGCGUACGGGCGAUACCCUGGAUCUCGGGGAUAUCGCUUAUGCAAAGGGCGCAGGACUAAAUACUAUGAAACAAUGCCUACCAGGGACGCGCAAAGAGAUGCUUUCCCAGAUUACGGACUGGAUCAACGGCAGUGGAGAUGCUGCUCAACGUGUGCUGUGGCUAUCUGGCCCUGCAGGCACAGGUAAAUCAGCCAUCGCUCAAACGAUUGCCAAGGGGUUCAAUGACAUGGGAGUGCUCGGUUCAUGUUUCUGCUUCGACAAGGCCGAGAAACGCCACGAAAAAGUUUUCUCUACCAUCGCUCGUGACCUAGCCGAUCGUGAUCCGGAGAUGAGACGAGCAUUGGCGGAUGCGGUUAAAAAUUCCACUUCACUCAAGAACCCGAAGGAUAUUUUCCAGCAGUGGGAGAAGCUUCUCAUGAAUCCACUGAAGAAAUUCCCUACGUCAAGUGUGGGACCUGUCUUGAUCGUGAUCGAAGCGCUAGACGAGAGUGGCGGAGUGGAGACGCGGCGGGACCUUCUCCGCAUACUUGCGGGUAAACUUCAAAACAAGGAUCUUCCUCAAAUCACGGAACUCCCAUUUAACUUUCGUAUCCUCGUUACCUCUCGUCCACUUCAUGAUAUCGAAGAUGCAUUUCACGGCGCUCAGCAUAUCCUACCGUUAUCCAUGGACCAAAUUCCAGCCACAGUGGCGGAGCGCGACAUCCGUACGUUCGUAUCUGAGGAGCUGAAGGGGUUAUCGGAUUUUCACGACAAAGAGUUUGCAAGUCUUGCUGCGAAAGCUGAUGGACUUUUUGAGUGGGCGCGUCUCGCCUGCGAAUACAUCAAAGAUACCCCUCCAGGUGUCCGCCAAAUGCCUCGCUUCAAUGCUUACGCGAACCGCAGUGCAGGAAAGCAGAAAAACCUGUUGUAUGAUAUGUAUUUGGUUAUUUUGAAAGACAUUAUGAAAAGGGAUCAACAUGAUGACGAUGAGUAUGAAGAAGCACUAGCAGGGUUUCGUUCCGUGAUGGGACAGAUACUUGGCACAGCUGAACCACUGCCUUUCAACUCCCUCAAUAUCAUGCGGAACUACUUUCCAGACCGAAGCAAGGAUGUCAUUAUGGAUAUUAUUAAACGUAUGGGAUCCCUCCUCAGCGGCACCACCAACUUAUGUACUCCCAUCCGACCUCUUCACGCAUCUUUCCACGACUUCCUCACAGACAAGUCAUCCAGUGGAGACUUUUUCGUUCAGGUGUCUAAUGUGCAACGCGACCUUGCAUUCGCAUCACUACGAGUGAUGGAAGAUGGCCUUUGCUUCAAUAUCUGUGAUUUGAAGUCGUCGUACCUACCUAAUUCGCAAGACACGGGACUACCUCAACGAGUCAAAACAUGCAUUCCCUUACAUCUCUCUUAUUCCUGUCGAUAUUGGACUACACAUGUUCAGACAACAGACUUUGACGAUGAGCGACUGCUGUUCUGGAUUGAAGCGCUCGGACUUCUCAACGCAAUCAGAGGUGCAAUUAUCGUGCUCCCACUCGUUGCCAAGUGGCUAAAGGGUCAUUCUGGAUACGAAGAUCUGCAGUCCACCACGAUGGAUGUACAAAGAUUCAUUCAAGUGUUUGGCGGCAUGAUUUUGCACAGCACGCCGCAUCUGUAUUUAUCAGCGCUUCCAUUCUCGCCCGUCAACUCCACCAUGGCCACCAAAUUUACGACAAGGUUUCUGAAUAACCUUCGCCUGGCAUCUGGCCGUGAUCUAAAUUGGACAGUUGUUCAGACCAUAAUCAAUGGUCACACUGGCGCGGUUUCGUCACUCUCGUUCUCACCUGAUGGUACUCGCAUCGCGUCUGGUUCUUGGGAUAGGACCGUGAGGUUGUGGGAUGCAGCGACGGGACAGCCAUUGAGUGAGCCCUUGCUGGGGCACACUGGAGCGGUUGAAUCGGUCUCAUUCUCACCGGAUGGUACCCGCAUCGCAUCUGGUUCUUUGGAUAGCACUGUGAGGUUGUGGGAUGCAGCAACGGGACAGCCAUUGGGUGAGCCCUUGAAGGGGCACACUGGAGAAGUUAGGUCAGUCUCGUUCUCACCGGAUGGUACUCGCAUCGUGUCUGGUUCUUUGGAUAGGACCGUGAGGUUGUGGGAUGCAGCGACGGGACAACCAUUGAGUGAGCCCUUGCAGGGGCACACUGCAGGAGUUACAUCAGUCUCGUUCUCACCGAAUGGUACUCGCAUCGUGUCUGGUUCUUGGGAUAGCACCAUGAGGUUGUGGGAUGCAGCGACGGGACAGCCCUUGGGUGAUCCCUUGCAGGGACACACUGGAGAGGUUUGGUCAGUCUCGUUCUCACUGGAUGGUACUCGCAUCGUGUCUGGUUCGGAUGAUCACACCGUGAGGUUGUGGGAUGCAGCAACGGGACAGCCAUUGGGUGGGCCCUUGGAGGGGCACACUGAAGAUGUUUAGUCAGUCUCGUUCUCACCGGAUGGUACUCGCAUCGCGUCUGGUUCAAAUGAUAACACUGUUCGGGUGUGGAGUGCAGUGAAAGUGCAGCCAUCUCCCAAGUCAGGAAAGCCAGAUUCCUCCGCAUCUUCGCUGCAUUGAAGCACUGCACCUCCCAUCCAAGAAAACCGUUUCAUGUCCACCAACACUCGUAAUGAUCGCCUCAUUUCCUUCUCUUCCAGUCUGGAACACGCUUUACCCGGUGGAGCAGGCCGAGAGG